Messenger RNA from Leptomonas pyrrhocoris, 506 nucleotides. RefSeq lists its product as hypothetical. The record is from RefSeq and is a predicted model, not a curated record. Bases 306 to 506 code for a protein of 66 amino acids. NCBI's taxonomy places the organism in Eukaryota, Euglenozoa, Kinetoplastea, Trypanosomatida, Trypanosomatidae. The transcript has a single exon.
GUAGAUGGAAGUGAGAAAGAUCUGCCCGACCAGUUAAUACGGAACCACCACACCGCAACGACAACGAAGCCGGCGCCCGUAGCCUCUAUUCUCCGUCAACACGCUCGGUAACGUUUGGCCAUUUCCCCUCUCGAGUCCCCCAGCUCUUUCUUUAGGUUUGACUUCAGGUUGGCGAAGUGUCUCUCUCUCUCGCUCGCUCGCUCCGACACCGCGUAUUGCAUUGUUUUCUUUUACUUUUCCUUUUCCUUUCGCGCUCUUCUUCGCGACCUUCCCUCUGACAAGGUGGCAGCAAACAGAAGCGGCGCAUGAUUGGGGAAGUGUCUCCGUUUUUUCCCACUUUGCACCAAGCUCUUCUUUUUACGUGUGUGUGUGUGUGUUUCUCUUUUCCUUUUCAUCUUCCUUUGCUUCCCGCAUUUCGCGUUUCGCCUGCCUCCAGCACUCAAGCUGUUUCUUUUUUUUUUUCUCUCUCGUUUUCUCCUUCUCUGUGGUGUUGUUGCUCGUGUUGA